Messenger RNA from Populus euphratica (Euphrates poplar), 1941 nucleotides. Its product is annotated as nuclease. The coding region runs from base 334 to 1527 and encodes 397 amino acids. NCBI's taxonomy places the organism in Eukaryota, Viridiplantae, Streptophyta, Magnoliopsida, Malpighiales, Salicaceae. Gene Ontology annotation, molecular function: chromatin binding. The transcript is spliced from 2 exons. Gene Ontology annotation, cellular component: ESC/E(Z) complex; PRC1 complex. The record is from RefSeq and is a predicted model, not a curated record.
AAAGAAGAUUGGCAUUUAUUCGAGAUUCCUCUUGGACCUUUUUUUUAGGGUUUUCCUCAGACUUAUUAUAUGAAAGAACUAUAAGGUCUGAUCGUGCUAAACGGCACCGUAUGAAGUCUAGAUAUUAAGGAGGGAGCCCUGGUCGCUUUAGUGUCACGGUGCCAUCUUCCGACGAACACAGCGGGAGGGGUCAGUCACUCUUUCCGCUUAUCUUCCACUUACCAUUACCUUCCCAUUUCUCGUAGAAACGGACAUUAUCCCAGAAAAUCAGCCGGGACAAGAAGAGCUUAUAGGGCAUCAGCUGUAGUAAGAUUUUAUCUAGUGCUACAUCAGAUGGCUCCGCCAAUCAAAUCGAAGAAAAGCAAAAAAGUUUCAAAGAAGAAAUUGAAAAAGAAGAAACUCAAAAACAAAAACAUUACCUCUGCUCCUAUCGAUCCCUCUGCCAUUGAUUCCGAUUGGUGGGAUACUUUCUGGCUCAAAAACUCUUCUUCCCCAGGUAUACCGUCUGACGAGGAAGAAGGUUUUAAGUAUUUCUUCAGGAUUUCAAAGAAGACUUUCGAGUACAUCUGUUCUCUUGUAAGAGAAGAUCUUAUAUCGAGGCCACCAUCUGGACUCAUCAACAUCGAGGGAAGGCUUCUUAGUGUUGAGAAACAGGUUGCAAUUGCUCUAAGAAGGUUGGCAUCUGGUGAGUCUCAGGUCUCAGUUGGGGCUUCCUUUGGGGUUGGUCAGUCUACAGUCUCUCAAGUGACUUGGAGAUUCAUUGAAGCAUUAGAAGAGCGGGCCAAGCACCAUCUCAAGUGGCCUGAUUCUGAUAGAAUGCAGGGAAUUAAGUGUAAAUUCGAAACUUUGUUUGGCUUGCCAAAUUGUUGUGGAGCAAUUGAUGCAACACACAUUAUCAUGACCCUUCCUGCAGUGGAAACCUCGGAUGAUUGGUGUGACCGAGAGAAAAAUUACAGCAUGUUCUUGCAGGGUAUUGUCGACCAUGAAAUGAGAUUUUUAGAUAUUGUGACAGGUUGGCCUGGUGGCAUGACAGUGCCAAGACUAUUGAAGUGCUCAGGAUUUUUCAAACUCUGUGAGAAUGGAGAACGUUUAAAUGGAAAUUCAAGGAAUUUAUUUCAAGGAGCAGAAAUCAGAGAAUAUAUUGUUGGUGGGGUAGGCUAUCCACUUCUUCCAUGGCUCAUAACUCCAGAAGUGAGCGAGGGAAUCUCAAGUUCCAUGUCUGCUUUCAACGCAAGGCAUGAGGCUGCAAGGUUGCUUGCAGUGAGGUCGUUCAUGCAUUUGAAGGGAAGUUGGAGAAUCCUCAGCAAGGUCAUGUGGAGACCUGAUAAGCGGAAACUGCCAAGUAUUAUCUUGGUAUGUUGUUUACUCCACAAUAUUAUAAUCGAUUGUGGAGAUCAGUUGCAUCCUGAUGUUGCUCUGUCAGGUCAUCACGACUCUGGUUAUGGAGAACAACGUUGUAAGCAAGCCGAUCCCUUGGGAAAAAUCACAAGAGAAAAACUUGCGAAACACUUUCAGCAUAACAAAUAGAUAUCUGUUUCGAAUAGAUCUCUUAUGAACAGUGCUGUAAGCAAGCAAUGAAGUGUCAUGUGAAUUCACAGUUAUUGACGAGGCUAACAAAAUUUAUGAACUGUGGAAUCCGUCUAUAAAAAGGGUUUCCAACAUGCUCUUGUUCUUCGCUCUCAUUUGAAGUGUUACAGACCCGUUCUUAAUGACUAUUUUGGUACGGAUUUGGGCAUAUAAUAUUAGCCUUUUCCAUAUAAAGGAUCAUUUUAAGGAGUUUUAGUGAUACCGUUGAGAAUUUUAGCAGAUGUGCCAAGGAUUCUUUUCAUGUCUUGUGAACUCUGGAGCUCGAAGCAAUCCUUGUGUAACAGGUGUAAGAACAUGUAUCAAGGACACUAAAUCCUAAUCAUGUCUUACUUGAUAGAAUUUACAGUUGAACUA